Orussus abietinus is the source of this 1316-nucleotide messenger RNA. RefSeq names its product putative deoxyribonuclease TATDN1. The transcript has 5 exons. Lineage: Eukaryota; Metazoa; Arthropoda; Insecta; Hymenoptera; Orussidae. The record is from RefSeq and is a predicted model, not a curated record. Gene Ontology annotation, molecular function: 3'-5'-DNA exonuclease activity. Gene Ontology annotation, cellular component: cytosol. The coding region runs from base 110 to 1033 and encodes 307 amino acids.
AUCGUCUUACUUGCAGCAUGUGUUGGGCCAUGUCGAGCGCUUGGCCGGUUAGACAAUUGGGUACCUGCUAACCUGUCAAAACUCAGAUAAUUCUCGACCCCACGGUUUAAUGAACGGGACUAGGAUGAUAAAUUUACGAAAGUUUAUAGAUAUCGGGGCUAAUUUGACGGAUCCAAUGUAUCAGGGUAUUUAUCAUGGGUCCCAAAAGCACCAGCCGGAUUUAAAUCACGUCCUCGAGCGCAGUUGGAACAAUAAUCUUUCAAAGAUUAUAAUUACAGCUAGCAAUGUCGAAGAGAGCAAAAAAGCCCUUGCCUUGGCCAGAACGGAUGAUAGGUUAUUCUCGACCGUUGGAUGUCAUCCAACACGUUGCGGGGAGUUUGAGGAAUCUGGUGAUCCAGAGGCUUAUCUAGAAUCGCUGUGCGAUUUAGCUUCCAAUAACAAGGAUAAGAUUAUUGCGAUAGGGGAAAUGGGUCUAGAUUAUGACAGGUUACAGUUUUGCUCAAAAGAUGUUCAAAAGAAAUACUUUGAGAUGCAGUUAUCGAUGUGUUCUACUUUGAAACUACCAAUGUUUCUGCAUUGUCGAAAUGCAUCCGAAGACUUUGUUCGAAUCCUGAGAAAACAUAAAGAUAAAUUGACGGCAGGUGUUGUCCAUUCAUUUGAUGGUAAUCCAGAAGAUGCUAAUAAUAUUUUGCAGUUAGGGUUAUACAUUGGUAUUAAUGGAUGUUCUCUUAAAACGGAAGAAAACCUUUUUGCCGUUACUACCAUUCCAUCGGAUAGAUUAAUGAUCGAAACGGAUUGUCCAUGGUGUGAAAUCAGGCCUACACAUGCUGCCGCUAAACAUGUUAUUACUCAUUUUCCCACCGUCAAGAAAGAAAAAUGGCAAGCCGAUCGAAUGGUAAAAGGACGAAAUGAACCUUGCACCAUAGUACAAAUUUUGGAGAUAUUGGCACGCGUUAGGGAUGAAGAGGAGGAAUACCUGUGCAAUCAGAUAUACAAGAAUACUAUGAAGCUCUUCUUUCCAUACGAGUUGUAACGCGCAUAUACUCUUGAUAAAAUAUUCGAAUGGGCAGGUUCACACAGUCGACGUGCUCGAGGAUGUCUUGCAACUUAUCCAAAGAUCGAUAGCUAAUGUGCAAGGAGUGCAUUGGAUGGUACAGAUUGUGGUUGAACUAUGACGAUUGGAAUGGAACUGCUAUUCACCGCCAUCUAUUCGGACUGCAUGAGCGUGACUAGCUCCUCACGUUCCAUCCGUGUCUUCUAGCAUAAAUCUUAAUUUAUUCUUGCUAAGGUUGAUCAUCAUUAUCAUCAUUGUCAUA